Molecule: messenger RNA, 2229 nt
Organism: Candida dubliniensis CD36
Lineage: Eukaryota; Fungi; Ascomycota; Pichiomycetes; Serinales; Debaryomycetaceae
Gene: UTP4
Product: Utp4p
Exons: 1
Coding region: 1-2229 (742 amino acids)
Biological process (GO): maturation of SSU-rRNA from tricistronic rRNA transcript (SSU-rRNA, 5.8S rRNA, LSU-rRNA)
Cellular component (GO): 90S preribosome; t-UTP complex; small-subunit processome
Molecular function (GO): RNA binding; protein binding
Source: RefSeq, a predicted model, not a curated record
AUGGAUAUUCAUCGUUGCAGAUUUGUUGAUUAUACUCCACAUACAAUCACAUCAUUGGCAUUUUCUCGUAAAUCUUCAUUGACAUCACUCCCAACAGCGGAUGUACGAUUAGCUGUUGGAAGAAGUAAUGGUGAUAUUGAAAUUUGGAAUCCAAGACAUAAUUGGACUCAUGAAUUGACCUUACCUGGUUCAAAAGGUAGAUCUAUUGAAGGGUUAUGUUGGAGUUAUAAUGAACAAGAUCCAUCAGAACCACCAAGAUUGUUUUCAAUUGGAGGAUCUACGUAUAUUACUGAAUGGGAUUUAGCCACAGGGAGACCAUUGAUAAAUUAUGAUUGUAAUGCAGGAAUAAUAUGGUGUAUUGAUAUUAACCCACGAAAUGAUAGAUUAACAGUUGGGUGUGAUGAUGGGUCUGUUGUUAUUGUUGAUAUUUCUGGAGGUAGAGGAUCUUUGGAAUAUGAUUUGAUUUGUCAAAGACAAGAUGCCAGAGUAUUGAGUGUGAAAUGGGCUGGUAACGAGCAUAUUAUUGGUGGAUGUGCUGAUGGUAGAAUUAGAAGUUGGAGUAGUGAAGGUGAUACCAAGGGAAGACUUGUAGCUACUAUGAAAGUUGAUAAGGCAAAAACUGAAAGUACUUUGGUUUGGUCUUUAACAGUAUUACCAAACAAGAGACACUUUGUUAGUGGAGAUUCUACUGGAUCUAUAAAAAUUUGGGACUUGACCCGUUUCACAUUGUUGCAAACUUUCAAAGUGCAUGAUGCUGAUGUGUUGUGUUUAGUUCAUGAUGUGAAGGAAGAGAAAAUAUUCAGUGCUGGUGUUGACCGAAAGAUUCAUCAAUUUGAUUUACUUAAGAAUAAGAAUAGUUUGAAAUGGACCCACAGUUUUAAUCGUUUAUUGCAUUCUAAUGAUGUUAGGUCUUUAGCUAUAUUUGAAAACAAGAGCUACAAUUUAUUAGUUAGUGGAGGUGUUGAAAGAGCGAUAGUGAUUCAAAAUAUUGAAACGUUUUACGAUGGUAAAUACAAAAAAUUGUUGAUUAAUCAACAACAGUCCAACACUUUGAUUGUCCCAGAUUCAAAAUUGAUUAUUUUGUGGCAAGAUCAGACCAUAAAAGUAUGGAAAGUUUUACCUACUGGCAAACACGUAUUAAUGAGCAAACUUACUUUAUCUGCUGAUGAAAACAUUACCAGUGUUGAUUUUAAAGACAAUUUAUUGGUAGUUGCCAAAAUGACGUCAGUAAGAUUCUUUGAAUUAAUUGAAAUUGACAAUAAAUUUAAAGUUCAAAAGAUAAGAGAUGACAAGUUUGACAGUUUGAUUGAGGGAGCCAAAAUUGUCAAAUUCAUUGAUGCUAACAAAGUUUUAAUUCUUACUUCUGACGAAGAGUUGUACACAUUUGAUAUAGAUAGUGAAGAAGGGAAAAUAGAAUUAAAUGGCGAGAUAGAAUUAUUGGAAUCUAACCAACAACAGCAACAGCAGCAGCAACGCAAAAACCAACAUUUGUCGCGUAUCAACAACCUAGUACUCACCCCAAAUAGAAAGCAAAUUAUCAUUUCCAGAUUCAACGGAUUUAUUGAAGUAUACCCUGUUCUUAAUACUGAAAGUGAGGCAUACGUUCUUACAAAAUUAUCAUCCUAUCCUCAUUUAAUUGAAUGUGUUAAUGAUGAAAAACUUGUUGUUGUUAAUGAAGAGAACAAAAUAUUUGAAUUUUUCAUUAAUGACAAAGAUGGCCAAUUAUUAACUCCAUGGUCAAGAAGAAAUAGUGAAUUCUUACCAAGACAAUUUAUGUCAUUACAAGAUAAACCGGAAGGAAUGUUUGUUCAGCAAGAAAAAUUAUGGGUAUACGGAUCGACAUGGUUGAGUUUUUUCGAUUUGUCGAUGAAUAUUCCAAUAUCAAAAGUUUAUAAGAAUACUUCUACUUCUAAAAAGAGAAAUCAUGAUGGGUUAUCGAUGAAUGAAGAAAUAGGCGAAUUAGAAGAUGAAACUGAAGAACUUAUAGAAUCCUCAUUAAAGCAAAGUGAAAUAGAUAGAUUGAGACAACAAAUUCAAAUCGAAGAUAAAGAUAAUCAAAAUAAUGCUGCUGAUAAAGGUAAAACUAAGAAACCGUUUUGGAUUACGGAAAAAUAUAGACCAAUUAUGAAAGCUGCUAAUUUUGGUGAGGGUGAUAUCAUUGUUGUAGAACGUCCAUAUUCGUCAUUACAAACAGGUCCAGCAUUUGAUUUACCAAAAAUCAAAGUUUAA